Nerophis lumbriciformis (worm pipefish) is the source of this 2856-nucleotide messenger RNA. The record is from RefSeq and is a predicted model, not a curated record. NCBI's taxonomy places the organism in Eukaryota, Metazoa, Chordata, Actinopteri, Syngnathiformes, Syngnathidae.
AUGCCAGCCAGGACUUCCCUGUCGUUGCCAGAGGAUGUCAGGAAAAGGCUGCAAGUGCUGCACGAAGAUGGAUCUUCAGACGAGGAUCACGUGAAGGAGAAGCUCAAACUGGUGCAGGAUUUCCUGCACGCCGAUGCUCAGGAUGCCCUCGGCAAUCUGGAGGAAAGGAUGAAAAGCUCAGAAAUCUCCAUGGAGGACUACAUCUCCAACGUCAAGUCCCUGCUGGGAAAGGAGCUCAACCUAGAGAACGGUGAGGAGUCCAACGGCAAAACGAACGGCCUCAGCAAUGGCUCCCACAAAGACAAGGACGUCGUUAUGGAGGAUGAGGAAGACGAGGCCAUCAAAUCGCCAAGCGCUCGAGGGAAAGGGCGCAAGAGUAAAACUGAAACCAAAAAAUCGCCGGCCAGUUCCAGGGUGACGAGAAGUGGUGGAAAGCAACCAACCAUUACGUCAAUGUUCUCCAAAGUUCAAAAACGCAAGUCUGAAGACCUGAAUGGAGAAGCCACAAAUGGAGAAACUGAAGUGAAACAAGAAGAUGUUGCUGAAGAGUCUCAAGAGAAACGCCUGAAAGUGGAGUCUGCAGAAGAAGUCAAAACUGAAACUAAAACAGUUUCAGCUGCAAAGACGCCACCUCCCAAAUGCCCAGAUUGCAGGCAAUAUUUAGACGACUCCGACCUAAAGUUCUUUCAAGGGGAUCCGGACACUGCGCUGGACGAGCCGGAAAUGUUGACUGACGAGCGCCUCUCCUUGUUCGACUCGAACGAGGACGGUUUUGAGAGCUACGAGGAUCUGCCGCAGCAUAGAAUAACAAAUUUUAGUAUCUAUGACAAACAUGGCCAUCUCUGCCCUUUUGACGCUGGACUGAUUGAGAGGAACGUGGAACUCUACUUUAGUUGCGUCGUUAAACCUAUCUAUGACGACAACCCCUGCUUGGAUGGUGGUGUUCCUGCCAAGAAACUUGGACCCAUUAAUGCCUGGUGGAUUACUGGAUUUGAUGGAGGAGAAAAAGCUCUCAUCGGGUUCACCACAGCAUUUGCUGACUAUAUCCUGAUGAAUCCCAGCGAGGAGUACUCGCCCAUCUUUGCACUGAUGCAGGAGAAGAUCUACAUGAGCAAAAUUGUGGUGGAGUUCCUUCAGAAGAAUCCAGAUGCCAGUUAUGAGGACCUUCUCAACAAGAUUGAGACUACAGUUCCGCCACCAGGCCUCAACUUCAACUGCUUUACUGAGGACACUCUACUGCGCCACGCCCAGUUCGUGGUGGAGCAAGUGGAGAGCUACGAUGAGGCAGGCGACUCUGAUGAGCAGCCCAUCAUCGUCACGCCCUGCAUGCGCGACCUGAUCAAGCUAGCAGGCGUUACGCUAGGGAAGAGCAUGCUGCUAUACUGGCGAGCUGCCAGACGACAAGCUAUCCGUCACCCUACCAAGAUCGAAAAGGACAACAAGGGUCCCACUAAAGCCACCACCACUAAGCUGGUCUACCUGAUCUUUGACACGUUCUUCUCGGAACAGCUGGAGCAGGAUGACAAGGAGAACGUGACCAAACGACAGCGCUGCGGUGUCUGCGAGGUUUGCCAAUCUCCUGACUGUGGCAAGUGUGCUGCCUGCAAAGACAUGAUCAAAUUUGGAGGAAGUGGCAAAAGCAAACAGGCUUGUAAGCAACGAAGGUGCCCAAACUUGGCCGUAAAGGAGGCAGAGGAUGACGAGAACGUGGAGGAGGAAGAUGUGCCGGUCAAGAGCAAGAAAGCGUCUCGGGUGAAGAGGAAGAAGCAGACUCAGUGCAAGCUGACAUGGAUAGGCGAGCCCAUUCAGUGUGAAGGCAAGAAGCAGUACUACAAAAAGGUCUGCAUGAAUGAUGAAGAGCUGGAAGUGGGCGAUUGUGUCUCAGUAUCGUCAGAGGAUCCGUCCACUCCGUUGUACCUGGCGAGGAUCACGGCAAUGUGGGAGGACAACAAUGGCAAGAUGUUCCAUGCUCACUGGUUCCUCCGCGGCACUCAAACGGUGCUCGGCGAGUCGUCCGACCCCCUGGAGCUCCUCCUUGUGGACGACUGCGAGGACAUCUCAUUGAGUUACAUACAAGGCAAAGUCAACGUCACCUACAAGGCACCCUCCGACAACUGGUUCAUGGAGGGCGGGUCUGAUGUCGACGUGAAAGUCAUCGAAGACGACGGUAAAAGUUUCUUCUAUCAGUUCUGGUACGACACCGAUUUUGCCCGCUUUGAGACUCCACCCAAGACCACACCAUCGGAAGACUGCAAGUUCAAGUUUUGUACCAGCUGCGUGAGGAUUAAAGAGCGUGAGGAAUGGGAAACUCCUCGCGCCUUUGAGCCCUUGGAUGAAGAGCACGACUCAAAGGCACUCUAUGCAUUGGGCUGCUUCAAAGGCGAGCAGUUCAGAGUAGGAGACAGUGUCUACCUGUCUCCUGAGGCCUUUACCUUCAGUGUAAAAGCAACCAGCCCGGUGAAGCGCUCCCACAGGAAAGAGGAUGUGGACGAGGACCUUUACCCAGAAUACUACAGAAAAUCCUCAGAUUAUAUUAAGGGCUCCAACCAGGACGCCCCGGAGCCGUUCCGAAUUGGCCGCAUCAAGGAGAUCUUCUGUCACCGGCGUAGCAACGGCAAGGCGGACUUGUCAGAGAUCAAACUACGACUGUACAAGUUUUACAGGCCUGAAAACACACACAAAGGCGUGAAAGCCAGCUACCACACAGAUAUCAAUCAACUGUACUGGAGUGACGAGGAGGUCACCGUCAGCAUGUCAGAUGUGCUUGGACGCUGUCAAGUCGAAUACGGAGAGGACCUUAACGAGCCGGUCCAAGAAUAUUCCAGCGGCGGAUCCGAUCGCUUCUAUUUCUUGGAG